Molecule: messenger RNA, 1410 nt
Organism: Neomonachus schauinslandi (Hawaiian monk seal)
Lineage: Eukaryota; Metazoa; Chordata; Mammalia; Carnivora; Phocidae
Gene: KCNG3
Product: potassium voltage-gated channel modifier subfamily G member 3
Exons: 2
Coding region: 69-1379 (436 amino acids)
Biological process (GO): potassium ion transmembrane transport; protein homooligomerization
Cellular component (GO): voltage-gated potassium channel complex; membrane
Molecular function (GO): delayed rectifier potassium channel activity; protein binding
Source: RefSeq, a predicted model, not a curated record
GCGGCCGGGGGUGGGGGGCGGCGGCGGCGGCUGCGGCCUCGGGCCUCGGGGCUUCGGGGCGGCCAGCCAUGACCUUCGGGCGCAGCGGGGCGGCCUCGGUGGUGCUGAACGUGGGCGGCGCCCGGUACUCGCUGUCCCGGGAGCUGCUGAAGGACUUCCCGCUGCGCCGCGUGAGCCGGCUGCACGGCUGCCGCUCGGAGCGCGACGUGCUCGAGGUGUGCGACGACUACGACCGCGAGCGCAACGAGUACUUCUUCGACCGGCACUCGGAGGCCUUCGGCUUCAUCCUGCUCUACGUGCGCGGCCACGGCAAGCUGCGCUUCGCGCCGCGGAUGUGCGAGCUCUCCUUCUACAACGAGAUGAUCUACUGGGGCCUGGAGGGCGCGCACCUAGAGUACUGCUGCCAGCGCCGCCUCGACGACCGCAUGUCCGACACCUACACCUUCUACUCGGCCGACGAGCCGGGCGCGCUGGGCCGCGACGAGGCGCGACCCGGCGGUGCCGAGGCAGCCCCCUCCAGGCGCUGGCUCGAGCGCAUGCGGCGGACCUUCGAGGAGCCUACGUCGUCGCUGGCCGCGCAGAUCCUGGCCACCGUGUCGGUCGUGUUCGUGAUCGUGUCCAUGGUGGUGCUGUGCGCCAGCACGCUGCCUGACUGGCGAGCCGCGGCGGCCGACAACCGCAGCCUGGAUGACCGGAGCAGGUACUCCGCCGGCCCUGGGAGGGAGCCCUCCGGGAUAAUUGAAGCUAUCUGCAUAGGUUGGUUCACUGCAGAGUGCAUUGUGAGGUUCAUCGUCUCCAAAAACAAGUGUGAGUUUGUCAAGAGACCCCUGAACAUCAUUGAUUUACUGGCAAUCACACCGUAUUACAUCUCCGUGUUAAUGACAGUGUUUACGGGCGAGAACUCUCAACUCCAGAGGGCUGGAGUCACCUUGAGGGUGCUUAGAAUGAUGAGGAUUUUUUGGGUGAUUAAGCUUGCCCGUCACUUCAUUGGUCUCCAGACACUUGGUUUGACUCUCAAACGAUGUUACCGAGAGAUGGUUAUGUUACUCGUCUUUAUUUGUGUUGCCAUGGCAAUCUUUAGUGCACUUUCUCAGCUUCUUGAACACGGGUUGGACCUGGAAACAUCCAACAAGGACUUCGCCAGCAUCCCUGCUGCCUGCUGGUGGGUGAUUAUCUCUAUGACUACAGUUGGCUAUGGAGAUAUGUAUCCUAUCACCAUGCCUGGAAGAAUUCUUGGAGGAGUUUGUGUUGUCAGUGGGAUUGUUCUCUUGGCGUUACCUAUCACUUUUAUCUACCAUAGCUUCGUGCAGUGUUAUCAUGAGCUCAAGUUUAGAUCAGCUAGAUAUAGUAGAAGCCUCUCUGCUGAGUUCCUCAAUUAAUGCAUUGCAAAUCGAUUCUUACGUACACUUU